GGUCAUAGUUCAGGGUAAACGGCUGAAAAAACAAAAAAAUGUUUCUCUUCUGAAAUCCAAACCUCAGCUGUUAGUAUACUGUUGAUCGCUAUAGCUACACUCCAAGCUCCUCGUCUCCAUCCUCCAACACUUUUCUUUCAUACCUUCACUCAGAGUCCCACAUCUGACUUUCAUUUCUCUCAAUUCUCACUAUAUAUUGAAGCAAUAGUCUCCAUCCCGAAUCUCUCUCCCGUACAUUUCUCUCUUCAAUGGCGACGAUAACUGACUCCAUCGCUCUCUAUUCUUCGGCUCAAAAUUCAUAUCUCCGGCCGGCGAUAUCGUCAAGGCCGGCUCUUUCCAUCUCUGUUCGCCGGAGACUGGAUGCGUUGCCGGAAUUCAGGGGUUUGAGGGUUCACUUGCUUCCCAAACCGUCGCCCGCUUCCUCCAAUUUUCCAAAAGCCAGGCCUUUUCCAUCAUCUGCCGGCAUUGUCUCUCAAGCUCAGGAUACCACUCUCGAUGGCGAAUGUAUUUACCCUUUUGCUUUCUAACUACAGUUCCCACAGUUACGGAUACAACAUGGAACUCACUGGUCCUUAAAGCUGAUGGCCCUGUAUUGGUUGAGUUUUGGGCUCCAUGGUGUGGACCUUGCCGUACGAUCCAUCCAGUAGUGGGUGAACUAGCAAAGGAGUAUGCUGGGAAGCUUAAGUGCUUUAAGUUAAGCACGGAUGAUACUCCUUCAAUUGCAACCCUACAUGGAAUUCGAAGUGUCCCAACCAUCAUGAUUUUCAUUAACGGUGAGAAAAAGGACGCAAUAAUUGGUGCUGUGCCUAAAACUACAUUGACUGCUACCAUUGAGAAAUUUUUGUAGGUGGGUAUGGAAAUCUUUUGCAAAAUUUCUAUUAGUAUUUUUCUUUUCUUUCAUGUUCUCUUUGCUGUUAGGUAAUAAAUUCAUUAGUCUAUCAAAUUUGGAAGCUUCUUUUAUCUUGUCUUUUGAUGGUCAUCUAUGUUGAUUUUCUACAUGAGACGCCUCUCGACUCCUCCAAUAAUACUGGCCUUGCUGAAAAUUUCUUGCCCCAAAGAAAACUAGAGAUUUUAGAGGGUCAACUUUCGCAACUUUGAAAAUCUUCUGCAUAAGAGUCCCUACAAUGACCUGGGUCUUGCCUUCUUACCCACUCACAUUUUGUCAUAUUUUCUUCUAUUCUAGAACUUUUGAACUUAACUAGUCCUUCAUGUUGAUUUGAUGUUGUUGGAUCUUACUGAAAAAUAUGUUGAUACUUUCUUUUGAA
This is a messenger RNA of Prunus avium (sweet cherry), 1265 nucleotides long. The record is from RefSeq and is a predicted model, not a curated record. Lineage: Eukaryota; Viridiplantae; Streptophyta; Magnoliopsida; Rosales; Rosaceae.